GUUGUUUCUUUACUCAACCUCUAGGUUUCUAGAUUGGAGGAUACAUCGCUGAGUUCGAGAGAAGAAGAAGACAAAAGGGUUUUUGCAAUGGAUAGUCUGCGAAAUCUAUUGCCCUUUUCAACGGUUGGUAGUGACCUGAGAGAAUCAAAGGAGCUUGUUCAGAGACUUUCAGUCCCCGAGAGUACCAAAACCUUUGUGUUUGCAAUCAAAGUCCCUGAGCAUGGUUCCACCAUCUACUUACUCUCUGUUCACAACUUAUCUCAGAGAUCUGCUACCGACGCCGAGUGUCUUAUACGUGAACUCCGUCCUGAUGCUGUUGUGGCUCAGGUGAACCCUUCAGCUUUUGGAGAAGACCAUGAGGAGGGCUCAAUCCCAACGUCAGCUUUUAAAGUUCUUGCACGUUGUCUUAAAGACGAGAGUCUUAACAAAGAAAAGUACCAAAGCGUCGCAAGGAACUUGGUUAUGAAGGAGAUUUUUGGGACAUGUUUUAAUGGACCUCUAUUGGCUGCUAAAAGGGUUGCUGAGGAGGUUGGUUCGACGUUCACGGUACUUGAUUCUCCUUUUCUUAUGGAUGGUCUGACUAAAUCUCCUUUAGGCUCCACAAGGUUUCAGAUAAGCAAUGAUCAACGGUCACUGAUGCAGAGACUCUUAUCUUCACAUAUCACUCAGCUCAGUAAUGAGAUAGAAUCUGAUAGUGUUCCUGUGGUGCUUCCACCGUUUGCUCUUUCCGUUUAUAACUUACUUGUUGAUCUUCACAACAUAUUUAACGAUCUCCCAGCUAUGAGGAAAGCUCUAUACACUGCCACAAAGAUGUUGUCUGAUGUGAAUAACGGCGAAGCCGUUGAUGCAGAGGCUCUCUCUGAAGUUUACCUCUUCAGGCUUGCAGUUGAAGGUCUUAGAAUUGCUUUGAACAAGGGUGGUCGGCUAAACAGCAUCAGGAACCAAGGAACCGAAGUUCAGUUUUCGAAGCUAUCUUCUGAUGACAAAGCUUAUGACCUUAUGGCAGAUGAUCUUCGUAGUCAGGCUAAGAAGUUUAAGAGUAUAGUAGCGGUAGUGGACUCAGGUAACCUCGCUAGCCUUAGGAGGCACUGGAGAACUCGAGUUCCUCAAGAAGUUCUAGCUAUGUCGACCGAGCAUACGGUGCAGGACUCUGAUUCAAAGCUAAAACCGGUGGUGGCGGUUGGUGGAGCAGGUGGUGCUUUAACACUAUCCAAGUCCUCCAGGUUCUUGAGCCGUUUCUUGACACACAAGGCAUCGGCAUUUACCAAAAUGGUGUAUCCCUCAGCAUUAUCCGCCGAGAGAAUCAGAGGAGUAACACAGUAUAUUUUAACUUCUGCUGAAGGAACUAGCUUAGAUGCCAUGGGAGCUGGAUUCUACGCGAUGAUGAUGCGGAAGAGGAGAGUAGCGAAACCUAUGGGUGCCUUACCGAUGGUCGUGGUUGGAGCCGGUCUUGCAAGCUUUUCCGGGUUGAUCUACUGUGAAGAGAGGAUUGAAUGUGCAGCUGUGACUCUUCCUUCAGCUCCUUCGAUCGCAAAACUUGGUCGAGGGGUUCAGAACUUGCGUGAGGCGUCUCUGGAAGUGACUAGGAGAGGAAACAACGGGGUACAUAACGCAAUGCAUGGUCUUAGUCAGAGGGUGAGGAACUUGACUCUUAAUUAUUUAAAUUUCACACCAAAUUUGGUUCGUUAUAUUUGCAAACGUUGUAUCUAA
Molecule: messenger RNA, 1710 nt
Organism: Brassica oleracea var. oleracea
Lineage: Eukaryota; Viridiplantae; Streptophyta; Magnoliopsida; Brassicales; Brassicaceae
Exons: 1
Coding region: 88-1710 (540 amino acids)
Source: RefSeq, a predicted model, not a curated record